AUGAUCUAUCAUCGACGCUACAAAAGGGAGAAGGCAGCGGAGAAAUUCGUCCCCUUGGCGCCGUCGUACGAGCUCAUACUCUCUCACAAUGAACCACCGCACAUUGACUCUACACUUUCCGUAACUGUUGAAGAAGGUCAAACGCUCCGUCUGAAGUGUACUGCCGGAGAAGGAAUCGACGAACAAACGUUGAAAUUCGAACGAGAGCUAGAGGAAGUUCAUGGAAAACGCACGCCGAGAAGCGUCAGCCAACACAUAUUUAACUUUGACGAUGCAGCCCAUAGCGGUCUGUACGAAUGUUUCGCGCGUACGAGUUCGGGAGAAGAGCACUCUCGAAAAAUGAGAGUAUCCUCAAAGGCUGUCCUCCCUACAGACUUCGCACCUUGCCCUAACGGGGAUGAUUUUUGUGGAGCCAAUGGGCGUUGCGGAUUGAAGAAUCAAGAUAAAAUUUGCGUAUGCGAUCCUGGUUACGUUGGACAGCAAUGCGAGCAUCUACUAGUGAAAGAUUAUUUGAUUACAACUGCGAAGGUUGUAGCUGGCGCCGGAGGAACACUGAAUUUGGCGCUCAUUUUCCUCACUGUACUUUUUGCUACAUUAUUUAUUAAAGAAAGAAAGCGUUUACGGCUUUUGCGAUCUCAGCAGUUCCACUCGGUGGAAGAAAGUACGUGCUUUGUGAAACCACAAAACCCAUACAAAGAGGCAGACUCUACUAGUCGAGAAAAGGUGCAUCUCCAACGAGGCUAUGCCUUCGACCAAUCUAUCCAUCGGUCUACACGUCCGUCAGCUCUACGACGAUUUCGAAUUGCUAUAAGAUAUAACCUUUUAGGAUCGUCUUUCUGCCAAACCAAGUGGAGCACCUGCAGAAACGCCACCAAUAACGUAGUAGGAUAUUUCAUAAGCAGUAUCAUGCAUAAUGUUCUCAAUCUACUUGCUACGGUCCCUAUUCAUAAUAUAUUUCAAUUGUGUUUUUGUUAA
Molecule: messenger RNA, 975 nt
Organism: Haemonchus placei
Lineage: Eukaryota; Metazoa; Nematoda; Chromadorea; Rhabditida; Trichostrongylidae
Source: the annotation of a GenBank genome assembly